Messenger RNA from Halichondria panicea, 1070 nucleotides. RefSeq names its product triosephosphate isomerase-like. Lineage: Eukaryota; Metazoa; Porifera; Demospongiae; Suberitida; Halichondriidae. Gene Ontology annotation, biological process: glycolytic process; gluconeogenesis; glyceraldehyde-3-phosphate biosynthetic process. Gene Ontology annotation, cellular component: cytosol. The record is from RefSeq and is a predicted model, not a curated record. The transcript is spliced from 6 exons. The coding region runs from base 128 to 877 and encodes 249 amino acids. Gene Ontology annotation, molecular function: triose-phosphate isomerase activity.
CGGGGCGCCAUGAUGAUGCCAUGCGUGUCCAAAGCCUUUUGGCAACCUGUAUACCAGUCAGUGCAGUACCGAGGUGCAGUACAGCGAAGCAGUCAAGCCUCUGUAAAAGUAUUAUCAUAUCAGAAAGAUGUCUGCUCGUGAAAGGAAAUUCUUUGUUGGAGGCAACUGGAAAAUGAACGGGGACACAGCCUCAAUCAAUGGCAUCAUUGAGUUUAUGAAACCAGAAAACUUAUCAGAUGACUCAGAGGUGGUAGUUUCUCCUCCGACAUGCUACCUGCAAUACGUGAGACAGAAAUUACCAGUGUCCAUUGGUGUGGCUGCACAGAAUUGCUACAAGGCUGAGAAGGGCGCUUUCACUGGAGAAGUGAGCCCAUUGAUGCUCAAAGAUAUUGGAGUGAACUGGGUCAUUUUGGGUCAUUCGGAGAGAAGAAACAUUUUCGGAGAGAGCGAUGAGCUGGUUGGGGAGAAGGUUGGAUUUGCCCUGUCCAAGGGAAUGAGGGUCAUUGCUUGUAUUGGAGAGCUCCUCUCAGAGAGGGAGGCUGGCAAAACAGAGGCAGUGGUCGCCAGACAACUUAAAGCUAUCGCUGAUAAUGUGUCUAACUGGAGUGAUGUCGUGGUAGCGUAUGAGCCUGUGUGGGCCAUUGGGACGGGAAAGACGGCCACCCCUGAGCAAGCCCAGGAGGUGCACGCCUCCCUCAGAAAGACUCUCUCCUCCAUUUCAUCGCAGAUAGGUGCACAGACCAGGAUCAUCUAUGGAGGUUCUGUGAAUGCUGGUAACUGCAGAAGCCUUGCUGCCAUGUCAGACAUUGACGGCUUUCUUGUAGGCGGAGCUUCGCUCAAACCAGACUUUGUCACCAUAGUCAACGCUCAAGACUAAGAAUUAGAAGAUUAUUAAUGUUUGCUGUCAUGUAGAAUCUGUGCGAGGGACAUGUCAAAGGUUUUGGUCCCCACUCACUUUUAAAUGUCAACUUGUCAUAAUUAAACCGCAGUUGCAAAUCUGCUACAUUGUACAUAGUCAUUAUUGCUGAUGUCACAUUAUUUGAGGUCAAAGUUUGUUGUUUUGCUGAUAA